GAUCCUUCCUUUCAAUCAUUAUGGUAAGUAGGGGGCGUACAUGAUGAUGGAUGCAGUGGAUAAGAGCAAAGACGUAUAGAGAAAACGAACGGAUGGAUGGAUUUACGGAUGGAUUGAUGCAUGGGAAAUCCCCACAAAGCUAUCCAUUAAACGACGGAUCCGUUUCACCAACAAAAAUAUCGAUAUCGAAUUGCCGGCACAUUCUAAUCGUUUCUCCAACAUUACCAUUCUUCCAAUCCAUUGUUAUUAUAGGCUGAUCAGCAGCAGACUACUCAGAGAAAGAGAACUUUCCGCAAGUUCACCUACCGUGGUGUCGACCUUGACCAGCUCUUGGACUUGUCCUCUGAGCAAUUCAUGGAGUUGGUCCAUGCCCGUGCCCGCAGACGCUUCCAGCGCGGUUUGAAGCGCAAGCCCAUGGGUCUUAUUAAGAAGCUUCGCAAGGCCAAGAAGGAGGCCGCUGCUGACGAGAAGCCCGCUACUGUCAAGACCCACCUCCGUGACAUGAUCAUCGUUCCUGAGAUGAUUGGCUCUGUUGUUGGCAUCUACAACGGCAAGGUUUUCAACCAGGUCGAAAUCAGAGCCGAAAUGGUUGGCCACUACUUGGGUGAAUUCUCCAUCUCCUACAAGCCCGUUCGUCACGGUCGCCCUGGUAUUGGUGCCACCCACUCUUCGAGAUUCGUUCCUCUCAAGUAAAAAC
Zychaea mexicana is the source of this 697-nucleotide messenger RNA. RefSeq names its product 40S ribosomal protein S15. Gene Ontology annotation, biological process: ribosomal small subunit assembly; translation. NCBI's taxonomy places the organism in Eukaryota, Fungi, Mucoromycota, Mucoromycetes, Mucorales, Lichtheimiaceae. Gene Ontology annotation, cellular component: cytosolic small ribosomal subunit; ribosome. The transcript is spliced from 2 exons. Gene Ontology annotation, molecular function: structural constituent of ribosome; RNA binding. The coding region runs from base 355 to 693 and encodes 112 amino acids. The record is from RefSeq and is a predicted model, not a curated record.